GGGCGGUAUCGUGUCCUCUGAUAGCCACCUUUUAUAAGUCAUCCCUUUUCUAUUUGUUUCUUUUUGCGCUGUAACUCUGGUGUGAAAUCAAACAAAAUGUCGGCGCAAGUUAUCUCCAACUCCGGUCAUGAGGACAUGAUUCAUGAUGCUGUCCUCGACUACUACGGCCGCAAGCUAGCUACAUGCUCUGGCGACAAGACGAUCAAGAUCUUCGAGAUUGAGGGCGAGACCCAGCGAUUGGUCGAGACCCUCAAGGGACACGAGGGUGCUGUCUGGUGUGUCGCCUGGGCGCAUCCCAAGUACGGCAACAUCCUGGCAUCGGCUGGUUACGAUGGAAAGGUCUUUAUCUGGAAGGAGCAGGGUGGACAGAGCAACGCAUGGCAGCGAAUCUACGACUUUCCCCUACACAAGGCCUCAGUCAACAUCGUCUCUUGGUCUCCCCACGAGGCUGGCUGCCUGCUAGCAUGCGCCUCUUCCGACGGUAACGUUAGCGUUCUCGAGUUCAAGGACAACAGCAUCGACCACACCACCUUUGCCGCUCACGGUCUCGGCGUCAACUCCGUUUCUUGGGCUCCCGCUACAACCCCCGGUAGCAUUGUGAGCAGCGCUCCUGGCCCUGGUGCCACUGGCAACCGCCGAUUCGUCACUGGUGGCAGCGACAACGUCCUCAAGAUCUGGGCCUUUGACCCUGCUUCUCAGACCUACAAGCAGGAGCGCGAGCCCCUGACUGGCCACACUGACUGGGUCCGAGACGUUGCCUGGUCUCCUACCGUCCUCCAGAAGUCCUACAUCGCCUCUGCCUCGCAGGACAAGACCGUCCGUAUCUGGACAUCUGAUCCUUCAAACCCUACUCAGUGGGAAUCCAAGGUUCUCCCCUUCGAGGCGGCUGUGUGGCGUGUCAGCUGGUCGCUUAGCGGCAACGUGCUGGCAGUCAGUGGCCAGGACAACAAGGUAUCAUUGUGGAAGGAGAACCUACGGGGCGAGUGGGAGUGUGUCAAGACUAUUGAGGAAUAGAGUGUGGUGACGUACAACAUGUUGAUGGAUACAAAUAGGAGAGCCAGGCGUUCAAGGCAAACAAAAAGGUGAUUAUCUUGCUAUGGCCUCUUGAACACAGUAUUGAACGAGAUGCGAAGAUGCGAGUCUCUAGCCUUGUACUAUAGAAGACGCCAGUUGUGCCCAACACAAGGGCUGGAGUCGAUUCUCACCAACACAGGCGCGAUGACGAUGCAAGGCGGGAGACAAGCUUGGUUGGCUCGUGAGCAUAGAGUUAUGAAUUUAAGCAAUGAUGAACUAGGUUAAUGCUAUACACUGUAAUGAUAUUGGAAUGCCCUGAAUGUAGCAGGCCUGCCCCAAACCAAAGCGCCGCAUAAUUCUCAAUAUGCACGCUCACUCAACCUUCAAAUGCCUCGACGACCGGUGCACGAGUACAGUGCUGUCCACUUAGAAGCUUAUGCGAGGAAUCCUCCCAUGAUGACAGCCGCCAUCGUCACAAUCAAUGCAGCUGAGCCAGGCCGCAGAGAAAAUGCCGAGUUGUCAUUAUCAUCGUCAUCAUCGCUGUCGCCCUUAGAAGAGCCGUCUUGGCUAGAG
This is a messenger RNA of Fusarium graminearum PH-1, 1587 nucleotides long. Its product is annotated as transporter SEC13. The record is from RefSeq and is a predicted model, not a curated record. The transcript is spliced from 4 exons. Bases 97 to 1014 code for a protein of 305 amino acids. Gene Ontology annotation, biological process: COPII-coated vesicle budding; positive regulation of TOR signaling; protein import into nucleus. Gene Ontology annotation, molecular function: protein binding; structural molecule activity. Gene Ontology annotation, cellular component: nuclear pore outer ring; COPII vesicle coat. NCBI's taxonomy places the organism in Eukaryota, Fungi, Ascomycota, Sordariomycetes, Hypocreales, Nectriaceae.